AUGAUCGCAGACCUGUUGUUAUUUGGGACCUUGUUGAUCAAUGCAGGAGCUGUGCUUAAUUUCAAGCUCAAAAGGAAAGAAUCACACGGUUUCGGAGAUGAUUCCGGAGCUCCAACAACUGGUGACAACAUUCGCGAGUUCCUUCUCAGCCUGCGAUACUUUCGCAUCUUCAUAGCAUUGUGGAACAUCUUCAUCAUGUUCUGCAUGAUUCUGUAA
Nerophis lumbriciformis (worm pipefish) is the source of this 216-nucleotide messenger RNA. The record is from RefSeq and is a predicted model, not a curated record. Lineage: Eukaryota; Metazoa; Chordata; Actinopteri; Syngnathiformes; Syngnathidae.